Messenger RNA from Aspergillus sclerotioniger CBS 115572, 1179 nucleotides. RefSeq names its product alpha/beta fold hydrolase. The record is from RefSeq and is a predicted model, not a curated record. Lineage: Eukaryota; Fungi; Ascomycota; Eurotiomycetes; Eurotiales; Aspergillaceae. The transcript has a single exon. Bases 1 to 909 code for a protein of 302 amino acids.
AUGGAAUCCCACACCCUGACCAUCUCCCCCCAAACCAACAUCCACUUCACCAUCACCAAAACCUCCACCCCGAACAACAACCCCCUCCUCAUCUUCCUCCACUACUGGGGCGGCUCCAGCAAUACCUGGCACAAGCAAACCUCACCUACCUCCCCCACCAGCCUCACCACAACCCACAACACCGUGGCCAUCGACCUCCGCGGCUGGGGCCAAUCCACCGGCCCUACCACCAGUCCCAAAGACUAUUCCAUCACGCCCAUGGCCGACGACAUCCUCGCCAUACUCACCCACCUCCAAACCACCCCAUCCACCACCCCCUUGUUCGCAAACGGCCUAAUCCUCCUCGGCCACUCCAUGGGCGCCAAACUCGCCCUCACCGUCCUCUCCACCCUCCCGCCUCCCCUCCUCAUCCUAAUCAAAGGCCUCGUCCUCCUCGCCCCCGCCCCACCUACCCCGCUCCUCCUCCCGGAGGAAAUGGCCACUCAGCAAAAACAAGCCUACACGAGCGAGGAAUCCAUUCGCUGGACCGUGGAGAAUGUCCUCUCCAAUACGAAGAAUCUCACCAAGGAGGACAUGGAUAUGAUAGUGAGGGACAGUUCCUCGGGGAAUGCACUCGCUCGAGACGGAUGGAUUAUGUAUGGUAUGGCGGAGGAUAUUACUACCCUAGUGGAGGGGGUUGUGGGGAGGUUGGAGGGGAGAAAGAGAAAGGUUAGGGUUUGGGUUGUGGCGGGGGAGGAGGAUGUUGUUGAGGAUAAGGCGAAGGUGGAGAGGGAGGUGGUGGGGUUUUUGAGGCAGAAGGAGGGGUUGGAGGUGGGGUUUGAGGUUCUGGGGGGGAUGAGGCAUUUGGUUCCGUUGGAGGAACCGGGAGUUGUGCGGAGGGGGGUGGAGUGGGUGGUUGGGGAGGUGUAGGGUUUAUUGUGUGGAAUGUGGGAUAUGGGAUGUGUGGAUGGGCUGGUGUAUAUGGUGAUGAUGGACUACAGAGGGUAGUUGUCGGUGAAUAUGUGUGACAUGUUUGAUUUGGUGAAGAUGAAGAAAGAUACAUAAUGCAAAUCUAGCGAGUAACAACCUAUAUCACCUAAUGUGAAUGAAGCUAUACAGUACAUGUUGGGAUACAGUCUUCGUUCCGUCUGUUCUCCAGAUGCCAGUGGUAUAUCGUUUUGGCCUACUAGUAUGAACGUG